AUUUACGUAUUUAAGUAAUUUAAGUGAGACCAUCAAGACGUGAGUUUCCACAACUUAGAAUUCAGUUAGAAACAUUUAAACUUAACUAUUUUGUGAACAAAAUGUGGUUAAAGUUACUUCUGUUGUCAAUUCUCUGCUGCAAUAGUAUUUUGACAACAUCAAUCGAUGUGGGCGGAGUGUUAUCUGGUAAUCGCAUGGCUGGCGUGCCUUUAGGCCGGUCGCUUGGCGACGGCGAACUGGACGUAGAAGGCAUAUGCGCGGAGCCCGGCAUGGCUUGCCAGAACUGCACACAUGCAGUCACAUGUGUACCUCUCCCAUAUGGCUACUUAAAGGUUCCUCUUCAAGUAUGUUCAAACGGGCAGACAUGUAAUGCACACAAGGGGGGUUGCUCCGAGAAGGCCGUGCCCGAGUGUCAACCUACCACGCAGAAACACAAGCAUUCCUGUGAACAGGUGGGAAUAUUCCCGGACGCUUACGAUUGCCGUAAGUUCCACCUCUGCUCACCAGCCGAGGGUCUACCUGAUGGAAGGCCGGCAGAUCACAGAGCAGCAUUGUGUCCCAGACACUAUGGAUACAAUCCCCAGUACGCGCAGUGUUCGAUACGUCUAUCGAAUGGACAAUGCAGUGAAAAGCCAGUACCAGAUUGUAAAGCAGUGGGAGAGACUGGACCUUUACCUAAAAGUCCGAACCAUUACUACGUCUGUCUACUAAAACGAGGCAUCUUACAUCCUCAAGUGUUCAUCUGCCCACACGGAUGGUACUUUUGGGAUGGUUUCUGUAGACCUGAACCACAGGAAUCUGUCUCAAUAGAGAAAACAACUAAUAGAAACUCUCAGUUAGAUAAUAAAUAUGUAACAGAACCAGAAACGACGGUAAAACCUACGACUAGUAAAAUUGAAGGUUUCUUCUCAACAGAGAAAGCGGCAUCGUAUCCUCCCGAUACAUUCUUAGCUGAUAGAUUUGAUUUGAGUAACUACGAAACGACAGACGAUGUGGUGCCACAGAACGAAUAUGCCAAUUCAUUUGAAAGUAAUGAUUUUUGGUGAAUAAUCAUCUAGAAAUAUAAACUAGCUUUCGCCUACGUAUCCGUUCGAGUGGAAUUAAAUAAAAACAAAGUAGUCUGUGAUCUUCCAUACUAUCCUCUACAAAAAUCCCAAAUUUCUUCGAGAUCCUUCAUCAGUUUAUGGUACAGAUUCUAACAAACAUCCAUCUAAACUUUCGCAUUUAUGAUAUAAGUAAUGUAAUAAUAUUAAUAAAGAUAAAGCUUUAAAAUGUCACUACAAAAUCAUUUUAUAAAAUAAAAUUUACUAACUAGUA
Papilio polytes (common Mormon) is the source of this 1317-nucleotide messenger RNA. RefSeq lists its product as uncharacterized. NCBI's taxonomy places the organism in Eukaryota, Metazoa, Arthropoda, Insecta, Lepidoptera, Papilionidae. Gene Ontology annotation, molecular function: chitin binding. The record is from RefSeq and is a predicted model, not a curated record. Gene Ontology annotation, cellular component: extracellular region. The transcript has 5 exons. Bases 102 to 1046 code for a protein of 314 amino acids.